Molecule: messenger RNA, 1914 nt
Organism: Tyto alba (common barn owl)
Lineage: Eukaryota; Metazoa; Chordata; Aves; Strigiformes; Tytonidae
Product: cathepsin S
Exons: 8
Coding region: 279-1493 (404 amino acids)
Biological process (GO): immune response
Cellular component (GO): lysosome
Molecular function (GO): cysteine-type endopeptidase activity
Source: RefSeq, a predicted model, not a curated record
GGUGUUUUAACACGCCUCUGCGAGGACUGGGCUUUGAGGAAGUAAAACUGAAGGAACAAUACUUUUAUGCAGACUCUGACUCCAUCUUAUCUCUAAUCUCCUCCAAGCCCUCUCUGGGUAGUUGAAUUGCACGUAGCAGCCCAUCCUAAGGAACUGGUGGACAUUGGUUGGAUAAAAAUGGGAUUUUGGGGCGGGGGGUGGUGUUUGGUUUGGUUUUGUUUUUGUUUUUUAAGGUGCUGGGAAACACAGGUUUUUCAAAACAGCCGCUUGACCGGGCGAUGUGUGAAACCUCCUUCGGGGAGGGUUUCUCGGGCAGGGUGGAGCUGAGACGCGGCGCCUGUCUGGAUGUGUCCCUGCGCGUCGGUGUCCGCACGGCCGGCGGGUGGGCGCCAGCAGACUUCCCCCCGCCGAGGGCAGGGGUCAAGCACGGCUCCGGCUCUGAGCCCUCUGCUCCCAGCGCGCGCCGCGUCGCUCCGACUCGCCGGCCCCAGCUGAGCGGGAUGAAGCUGCUGGCUUCCAUCGCCUUGCUGGCCACGCUGGCGGGGGCCCUGGGACCCCCCGACCCCGCGCUGGACUGGCACUGGCAGCUCUGGAAGAAAACCUACGGCAAGGAGUACCGCCACGAGCAGGAGGAAGGGGCCCGGCGCGCGACGUGGGAGAGGAACCUGCGACUGGUGACGCUGCACAACCUGGAGCACUCGCUGGGGCUGCACUCCUACGAGCUGGGCAUGAACCACCUGGGAGACAUGAGCAGCGAAGAAGUGGCGGCUUUGCUGACUGGGCUGAACGUUGUCCCUCGGCCAAAGCGGAGCUCCGCGUCCCGACCGCCGCCUGGCAGCGACGUCCCGGACACGAUGGACUGGAGGGAGAGGGGCUGCGUCACCGACGUGAAGAACCAGGGUGCUUGUGGGUCGUGCUGGGCGUUCAGCGCCGUGGGAGCCCUCGAGGCCCAGGUGAAGCUGAAGACGGGGAAGUUGGUGUCCCUGAGCACCCAGAACCUCGUCGACUGCUCCAUGAUGUACGGGAACAAAGGCUGCAGUGGAGGGUUCAUGACCAGUGCUUUCCAGUACAUCAUCGACAACGAAGGGAUCGACUCGGAUGAUUCCUACCCCUACACGGCUCAGAAUGGGACGUGUCAGUACAACGCUUCCACGCGAGCCGCCACUUGCUCCAAGUACGUUGAGCUCCCGUAUGCCAACGAAGAAGCCAUGAAAGAUGCUGUAGCCAACAUCGGACCGGUCUCUGUUGCCAUUGAUGCCACCCAGCCCACCUUCUUCUUGUACAGGUCAGGUGUGUACGAUGACCCCCGGUGCACCCAGGAGGUGAAUCACGCAGUGCUCGUGGUUGGCUAUGGCACCCUAAAUGAUAAGGAUUAUUGGCUCGUGAAAAAAAGCUGGGGCGUGAGUUUUGGCGACAAGGGCUAUAUCCUCAUGUCGAGAAACAACGCAAACCACUGUGGGAUCGCCAGUUACGCCUCUUACCCGCUAAUAUAGACGGACCCUGCGCUUGAGAGAGGAGCCCCGAGGCUUCAGGCAACCACUGGCGCUACGCUCGCACGCACCGACUGACUUCAAGAAUCCUUUUCUGGCUCUAUGGGCAACGUCCUUCUGUUAGAUCCACCUGUGCUGCAGGCUGGGAGGGAGUCCCUUGUGUGGGAGGAUUUUGGAGUGUGAUUUAGAGGCACCUAGUGACUUCUGUUGGAGGGAAAAUUUGGGUUUUUUCAGAGUAAAAUUGCAGUACCUGCAGCUAUAACGGAGAUCGCCUACAGUUAUAACAGAGAUCGUGUUUUCCUCUUUCCAGUUUAACGUUAACCGCUCCUGCGAUGACACGGGUAUGAUUUUAUCUCUGUGCAACGUUGAUGAAAUUGGAGGUAUUCUUUGAAAAAAAUAAACGAUCAGUUUCGCUGUCCAAAAA